GAGAUUAGUAUAUAUAUACACAAAACAUAAUAGAACGAGAAGAAAGAGAGAAGUGUUGGGGUCACUUCGUUGUUGUGUUGUGUUGUGUUGGCCUCUGUUGGAUUUGGUUUAGACGCGAGAUAAUCAUAUUCUCGACUCUCUUCUUCUCCUUCAACGGAAACGGAGAUAUAAAGUGCAACAACCCCAUACGAGAAUUUCUUAUUGUUUUAGCAAAAUGGAUACGCCCCAAAAAACUGAAAACCACAUCGGCACUCUGGAAAUGCAGAACUCUCCAGUGUUUAACUACAUAAACAAUCUGUCUCCAAUCAAAUCAAUCCCAAUUAUUGCUCAAACCUUUGGCUCUCUCAGUCCUUCUCUCUUCACUCCCCCUCACAAUGGAUCUCGUUCCAAAAGUCAUAUUUACUCCUCUGAUCCUUCCAAAGAAGUAGUACUUGUAGAAGAAACUUUACUUGAAACCGUACAAAUUCUCAAGAAUGACUGCUUCUCUACUCCUACUCCUACUCCUCCUAGAGCUAUCAACGAUGGUCUGACGGAUCUGCAGAGAAUGUGUGACGGCAAUGUUAAGCGUAAAAGUGAUACUCCAGAUUGGGAAACUCUGUUUCCGGAUACUCCUGAACUCUUGAUUAAUGAUACACUGAACGAUUCGGAGGUAGAUAGAUGCUUCUUACCGGUAUCAUCAGACUCCAAAAGACGUUCGUGUGGUGGUAAAAAGCCCGUUUCAAACAGCAAAGAGUCGUCCGCAGAUGGUCUUCACCGUGGAGUGAGAAGACGCCUUCUAGACUUUGAGAUGCCUAACAUUAAGCAAACGUCUAAGGACAGCGAUGUUGGGAAUGAGUACUCAUUAUCCGGAAACAUUAAAGCCGGUGAAGCUGCAGGACAAAGUGUAGUAGAAGAGGUUCCAAAGUCUUCUUUAGAUUUAGUGGUAAUGAAUCAAAGCAGUCCAAAGAAGAAAAGACUUAAGUCUGAACAAGGAGGAGAAGGAGACUCAUCAUGUAAACGGUGCCACUGCAAAAAAUCCAAAUGUCUGAAACUUUACUGUGAAUGCUUUGCUGCUGGAGUUUAUUGCAUAGAGCCAUGUACAUGUCUAGAUUGCUUCAACAAACCAAUCCAUGAAGAGACUGUCUUAGCCACUCGAAAACAGAUUGAAUCCCGGAAUCCACUAGCGUUUGCCCCUAAAGUCAUUGGAAAUGCUGAUUCUUCCAUCAUGGAAGUUGGUGAUGAUGCAAGCAACACUCCAGCUUCAGCGCGACACAAAAGAGGCUGCAACUGCAGGAAAUCAAACUGUCUGAAGAAAUACUGUGAAUGCUAUCAGAGCGGAGUUGGUUGUUCCAUAAACUGUAGAUGUGAAGGAUGCAAGAAUGCAUUUGGCAGGAAAGCUGCCUCUUCAUUUGUUGGCUUGGAUAUCAAACAAGAUGAUGUAAGCGAAACAGCGAAAACACAACACAGGGCAGAGCUGUUUAGUUCUGUUCCACUUCCAACUUCAACACCACUGUCAUUAAGGCAACCAUUGGCUCAACUUCCCAUCUCAUUCAACAACAUGCUGCUUCCUCAACAGUCUCAGCAACUUCAUGGAGCUUCUGGAUCUUCCUUAUACGAGGGGCAAUCUUUCAGAAAACAAGGCAUGAGUUUGUUCUCUCAUUCAAGGAUUGAGACUAUCGCAGAGGAUAUUGAGAAUGUAAUCCUGUCUCCAAUAACUAACAUCAAUGCUGUAUCUCCCAAUAGCAAAAGGGUUUCUCUGCCUCAUCUUGAUGCAUCACAGAUGACUCCAAGGAGAAGAAAUGGUGAGAGGAAACUGUUACUGUCAAUUCCAACUUUUCCUUCUCUCACUCCACACCGUUAAAAAUAUUCUUUGAAACUGUUUCUGAUGUCAACAUCUAGUUGGUAGUUUAAACUUACACAGCAACAGCAUAACGUUUCUAGUAGUUUAGUGAUAGCACAUUUCGUUUGUUUUUCCAAAGGUUGGUUAUUCCAGCUUUUCCUUCUCUUAACCUAAAUCAGUGAAACAAGAAAAUCAACUAUUCGUAAGUUUUGUAAUGAUUUCAAGCCUAUAACCU
Molecule: messenger RNA, 2054 nt
Organism: Raphanus sativus (radish)
Lineage: Eukaryota; Viridiplantae; Streptophyta; Magnoliopsida; Brassicales; Brassicaceae
Product: protein tesmin/TSO1-like CXC 3
Exons: 9
Coding region: 215-1840 (541 amino acids)
Molecular function (GO): DNA-binding transcription factor activity
Source: RefSeq, a predicted model, not a curated record